AUGAGGGCGCUCCUACAGACAUGGAACACUCCACCGCACCAGCAGUCCCAAGUACUCAUCAAGUACUUGGGAGGGGAGGCUAAGCGUGAGGUGCUGGUCAUGCCAGAGGAGGAGCGACAGCAGGCAAAUGACAUCUUCGCCCGACUACAUGAGACCUACGAAGACAAGGUGCCAGCUGCCACGCUUCUGCAAAUGUUUCACAGCAGGAGGCAGAAGUCGACAGAGACCAUCAGGGAGUUUUCUCUGGCACUGCAGGAGAUACUGGGAAGGCUAAAGCAGCGGGACCCCGAGGCACUCAUCAGACCUGACCUGUUGCUGAGGGACAGGCUAGUUGCUGGCCUGGCAAACCGAGAUGUCCAGCGUAUUUUACGGAUGGAGAUCCGUCGGACACCAGACAUCUCCUUCAGGGAAGUCACCAGGGAGGCUCUCCAUCUGUCAGCAGACCGCGCUGAUACCCAAAAAGACAGUUCAGCUGGAGUGAACGCAUCCAGCGCCGUGUCCGCCCAGUCCCCAUCCCUCCGCACCCUUCAGACUGCCCCGGAGGAAACAGUGAAGCAGCAGAGGGAGAUGUCCGAAAAGAUGGCAGACAUGAAGCUAGAGUUGACCCAGUUACGUUCAGCCUCUGCAUCCCAGAACCGAAGACCCCGACGUCAACCGCGAUGGGAUGAACAAGGGAGUCCAAUCUGCUUCAUCUGUGAUCGGUCUGGCCACAUGGCAAGAGAUUGUCCCCAACGACGACCCCCACAGAAUCAGAGCCACUACCAGGGUCCCCCCAAGCCACCAGCACAGUUAAACCAGGAUGUUCCAGUGUCGAGGGCCAGACAUUGGAACGUCCUAGGACACAACUGA
Patiria miniata (bat star) is the source of this 849-nucleotide messenger RNA. RefSeq lists its product as uncharacterized. Lineage: Eukaryota; Metazoa; Echinodermata; Asteroidea; Valvatida; Asterinidae. The record is from RefSeq and is a predicted model, not a curated record. Bases 1 to 849 code for a protein of 282 amino acids. The transcript has a single exon. Gene Ontology annotation, molecular function: zinc ion binding; nucleic acid binding.